This is a messenger RNA of Amoebophrya sp. A120, 6930 nucleotides long. The record is from the annotation of a GenBank genome assembly. NCBI's taxonomy places the organism in Eukaryota, Dinophyceae, Syndiniales, Amoebophryaceae.
AUUUUAUUAUCCUGCUUUGCGGCUCGGUGGGAUUGGAUACACUUCUACAGCAUGAGAAUGAGAUAGAGAUUCAGGAUCAAUAGAAUUGUACUCAGUUUUCGGAAAACACACAUAUCAAACUUGACGUGAACAGAACAACAACAUGUCGGACGAAGUAGAGGCCGCAGAAAGUCCUGAUCCCGCAACUCGCGCUCCCGAGAUGCCUCCGCACACAAAGUUUGUGGGUGAGAAGCAUGUCGAGCGGCUUUUUCUCCGCUACGGCGGAGACGGUGGAGACGUGGACGAGGAUCUGUACGAGAGUCUGUGGACGACGGGUAUGGUUGGCAUUCUCGAGUUACCGGGAGCGAAAUUUCAUUGCGCCACCGCUCACCCCAAGGAUGAGAAAAAAAAGAAUGCCGCAAAUAAAGGAAUGGUGGAUCUGAAUCCAGCAGUGGGCUUUUCCGUAUUCGACAUGAUCUCUGACCACGCAGACGAGCAUUGUCUAGCAGCCCUUCCACAGCGGGACAUCUCGACUUGGAAUUCCGUAGUGAAACCCUCAGACCUCGGCCUGACAUCGAAAGGCGCAAAAGGUUACAGCUUGGACGGCCGUUAGAUUUCUGCGCGGUGAAUUUCAAGUGAUUUUAGCGGUCUGCAAGAAUUUGGCAAGUCAAGUGGUUCUGCGGAUAUUUCUUCCCGGAAAUAUCGACAUCCACCCGACGGAAAAGCCGGAGCGACAUAAGUUCCAACAGGCUUCCGGUUGUGGCAGAAUUUGUCAAGCAAAAAAGAAGCGGGAUGGGGCGACGCAAUGUCCAGCUGCAUUGUCAACGCCCUAGGCUGAUGAGUCAUGAAGUAGCUUCGCGUCGUUGCUUUUCGUUUUGUGGGUGCUGCGGAUGGUUUGCCGGGCUCGGGCGUCUGGGUCUGCCAGAUGCUCUCUGCUUCGGUAAAUCAAAACAAUUUAAUGUCUUGCGCGACCUUGUGGCGUGCUUGCAUUUUGUUGCUUUCGUAUUUGUGCGUGCAUGCGCCAAAGGCUUCGCAUUUUUUGAAGCAAAUGUGGGACGAUCGUUUUGGAUUUGGUUUUUCGGCUCCGGUGAAUUUAGAAACGAAGGCAAAAUGGGUACCGGUUUGAUGAUGGUCUGGAAUCCAGAAUCAGCUCGGGGUGAAUUUAGGAAAUUGCCGAAAUUUACUAAAUUCACCGGCCUGCCGUUUCUAAAUUCACCACUAAAUUCACCGAUCGCAGCAUGCCAUCGGUAAACGGGGUACAUUUAAGCCGCUUUUUGGCGCCAAACAGCACGGCACUCCGCAUCGAUGAUUUUUAGGAAAAAAACCAUCCUCAUCAUACCAUGGGGAAUGAUGUUUAAAUGGAAGCUUUUCCCGAUGGCAGUGCCUUUUCUUUGCGAUUUUCGUUGCCCAAAAUUUGAACACGGAAGUUGAAGGGUUAACAAGGAAUGGAGAAGAUCAUGAAGAAGCCAAAAGGUCUACUUCGCGAAAAAAGACGCGGAGCAGUGUGCUAGGUUGGGCAAGGUUGCGAGGGGGAUUGCCUUCAAUGUGGGGGAGCCUUGGCGACGAGCACAAUGCCGCCGCUACCUCUAUUUGUGCUAGCCCUUGCCUCGCGAACCAUAACCCCCCGAAACGCCAGCCCCACGAUUCUACUCCCCUUCUAAAAUCACUAGAAAUUCACCGCCCCUAUAUCUAAUGGGCGUCCAAGCUGUAAGCAAAAGGCAGCGACGCGGCACAGGCCGCGAGCACUAGUGCCACGUGUUCCGAUGGAAGUGGCGAACACGCGGACCCGGUCACCGCACCUGCAUCAGGUGCGCUCAGUCCAGAAAACAUCGAUGGAAGCUCCGUGCGGCGUUUAUUUUUUGACUCCGGCGACCUUAUGGUCCACACGAUCACGUCGCUGAGUCAGUAUUUUCCCAACCUCAUCAGUUUUGAGUACACCUGCAUGGACGGCUAUGGUAGUUGCUCUGACUGGAGUGCGCUGGCAGAGUUGCCUCAGCUGAAGAAGUUUGUCUUCCGCUUGGGUGGCACUCAUCAGGGUGAAGAGGGCUACAAGGGCGAGAACUCAACUCUGGCGCGGGGAUUGUUGCCUCUCGCGAACACGCUGGAGCACUUGGAGCUGGGAGAUUUUCGGCAUGGGCAUCUCGGCAUCCUGAAAAUCUACGAGAAGCUUCACAAUCUGCGGUUCCUUUGCCAUGUCGGCGAGCUGCACCACAUCGACUACGAAGAGGACUUCCCUUGCACUCUCGAUCUUUCUGCGUUGACGAAGCUGCGAGUCCUCAAAUUCAAGGACUGGUCGAAUGCUGGCAGCGGUUUCUGCAUGCCAGCUCCCGAGGAGGGUAUUCCUGAUCGAAUCGGUCUCAAGCUUCCGCAAGUACUUCCAAGCAAUACCUUUGGAGGGAAGCAGCCACAAACAGAAGAAACGCAUGGUCCUCUAAAUAAAAGUAGCAAGAAAGCAAUCAAGCAAGACCGAUCGAAGUCUCUUGUCGUCUUGGAAGUGCCGGAGCGUUGCUGCACUCGGAAGUUGUACGAUUCGUUCCGACCCGGGGGCGCGAAUCACGCAUGCUUCAGGCUGAUUUCGGAUAAGCAGUACGACGCGGCGCGGAAAGACGAGGGUGUAGAGUUUAGCAUUUGGCCACAAAACCAACCUGACUACAACAUCCCCCGAGCGGGCGGAAGGAGCUUUCUUUCCUGUGAAAAAUUGCCUCCAGAACCGGAAACGGAACUAUCGUUCUCCGUCGAGGGGAGGGCGGACCGUGCCAAAUUUGUUGCCACGGUUGGAAUAGACCACGCCUUGGCUCUGUUGGAGCGCGUGAGGCCCGAUCUAGUAUUCGCGCGGACGAACCUGUUCUUGCCCGACUGGAUCAGGUGCGGACACGAUUUUGAGUUUCCGAUCGGUGCAGAGGCGCUCCUGCUGAACCCAAUGACUUUGCAGUUUACUCGCUGCACAAUUACAGUGGCGCCGGACUGUCCGUGGCCAAGUAAACACGAAUUGGAGGUGGUUUCCUGCACCGGCCGGUUCGGCCGCUACACCUCGCACAGACCGCUGUGGAGAGGGCUUCAUCCGCCCACCUAUUUGAUCUUGGAGCACGAUGACGCAAAUGCACUUGACUUUUCGUGUGGCGAAAGGAGCGUGGCCAGCUGGAUGCUUUUCCCAGUGGAUUUGUUCGAAAAUAUAAAUACGGACAGCGACGAAGAUGCGGCGGGCCAGCGCCUUCAACAAUACAAGACGGAGCUGGGGCGCUGGAAGCGCAAAAGGUUUCUGGGUAGUCGGAUUCGGUACGACAACCACGCUGACCGGGACCCGGUGCUCGACGUCAAAGGGGAGCUGGUCGUGCCAGGCGGAAUGACGGUGAGAGCUGGCUUUUACUUUGACGGCUACGAACUUGAUCGCGACGAAAAAGUGCGACACCUCGGGACUAUGACAUUUGAUUUUGGGGGAAAGAAAGUAGAGGCGUGGAACCACCAGGAGCCGCGCCGUCUGCUCUUCAAUACCUUCUACGGAGAUACGCGUGACGCACUUUUUCAUUUUGUUUGGAAGAAGCGGACGGGAAACACGCUCUACCAAGACUACUUGAAAAUGUCCCAGCUCAUUCUGAGAGAGAGCGGUGGCCAAGGUGGUCCGACAACUCCGAAAGACUCAGCAGCCGCCAGUCUUUCAGAACCGACUGCAGAGAAAAAAGCCAAGAUCGAGGGCUCAAGCGAGGAAAUACAGGCAGGCGAGACCGAAUUAGAAACGUUUCGCAGUUUCCUGCGGAAUCGUUUGACACCGAAGCUCUGUCCGAAUGAAAUGAAGGAAGCCAUUCAGAGCAUCACCAAAGUCUGGCCAGACCUCGCACCUGCCCAUGACAAGUACGGUGUGGUGUGGUCUUCUAAUCUUCGCUGUGAAGAUCUGCAGGUGUUCCAAAAACAGUACUACCUUGUUCAAGAGGACGACACGGAGGACCACGACUACGAGUGCGACAAUUGUCUUCGCCACGGCCUUUUCGUUCACACUUGCAAGCCUUGUUGCAACAUUGUCGACGCGCCGAGCGACAUUGUGUCGGCGUCGGCGGAUGGAGCGAAUUUGAUGUGGGAGCUCGGGUUGUGUGAUGUGUGCCUCAUCGCGGAGAAAAGCGCUGCAGUCGCGGACACCACGGAGACCGGCACCUCCUACACGGCCGAAGUUUACGAAUUGUACAAGCAGGCACUACUGGCAGAGAUCACCGGCAGUGAUGUCUCUGCCUCGCAGCAGAAUCUUCUGGAUGUGACGUGCUGGGCAAGAAACGUGUACUUUGCUGAUUGGGAUCCCGAUACCAGUGCUUGGUUUCACGGUAACAAACUUCAGGAGUUGCUGGAAUCUGUUGAGAAGCAGGAAACGGAAUUGGUGAAACGAAUUGCGCAAGCUUUUCCAAUGAUGAACGCAAGACGUGUUGACGUCGACUUCGAUGAAUCCGGUGGAUCAAGAAGCUCUGGGUCGCCACCCUGCCGCUCGCGCAAGCAUUUGCUCUCGCUGAAUGUCCGGAUAGGUGAGAACUUUGGUCGCGCAAACUUCAAGUGCCUCGAGGGCUUCGUCUACGCAGAAGGCCCAGAUGAACCGAUACCGCAGUUCCUGAAUGACCUUGCUUCUGCCGUUGGACGUUAUUUCCGAUCAUUUACCAUUGGCUCUGAGAAUGCGACGUGCCAACCUCAACAACUUGGCUCUGAGAAUGGGAAUGGACCGGGGCACCACAACUUUGCCUCGGGUCUGCGCAAGUCAGAAUACCCGUUUCCUCACGAUCGAGUUCCCUUCAGCUGGAUAACAUUCAAGUGGGCCGACUUUUUUCUCCAAUGCCGGUACAUUCGGGCGGUGCAGCUUGACAAGUGCUUGAACUUUGACGAUCCAGCAUUCGAAGCAUUGGCGACUUCUUGCCCUCAUCUGGAGAAGCUGUACGUAUCCGGCUUCACGAGAUAUGAGGUCUUUAAGUGGCAAGAUGGAUGCGGGAGCCGGCAGAAGUCGAGAGAAAAGGAAGACUUUUGCAGUUACGAGAAUUUCACAGCGGACUCCAUUGAAAAGUUUCUAGUACAGACCAAAAGCUGCUGCGAAAAUGGCGACGUUGACCAAGGCACCAGUGGCACUCCAUUUUUUCCGAGUUUGAAGGCCUGCUGGAUAUUCGAUGUCUCUGGUCCACACUACGAUUUUGACCUGAAAGCGCGGCUCCGCGCAGCGCGUCCGAAUCUGUUGGAGUUUGGUUAUGGUGAUUCCCUAAAACGGCACGCGCACGCAUCUGAUUUCGUAUUUCGUGACGAGGACGAGGACGACGAAGAGCAACACGAGGAGACCGCACCGCAGUGCAAGAUCUGUUUAGGACCUUUGUUGAAGAAGGUGAAGCCGAACAGGAAGUUCAGAGUUGCUAGUCUUUUGAAUCCCAAAGCGGCACAGAUCGACGAAUUGCGCCCAUGCGGCCAUCAGUUUCAUCAUUCCUGCAUCGCUAGCUGGAAAUCCCGCGGAACCAGUAACAACAAGUGCCCGGUUUGCCGUUCCAAAAUUGAAGAGUGUCGAACGCUCCCGCCUGGUGUUGAGCCUCGAACCGAGUGGACAAACAAGAUCCGCAACAGCUCGAUUUGCGAGGUCAAGGCCAUUCAGAAGAAGCCAGAGCUGAAUGGGGAGAAGGUGGUAGUUCGCUCUUUCGACUUCGACACCGAACGAUACGUUUGCGACCGGCUCUAUUCAGAUGCAGGCACUGACCGCUGCGCGAUAAAACUGAAGGAGAGCAACCUGUCUUUUCUGCGCCCCGUGCACUUCACCCUCCAAGAGGUCCAGCAGUGGGUUGAUGAGUGUCCGGCAAAGAUGCGUCUGUGUCUACCGAAAGGAGAGUUUCAGCAUAGCACAGCCACUACCAGUAGCAGUACGCCCAGCAAUCGGGACGCUGCCGGAUCUGUUGAUCCAGCACAGGGGUGCUUGGUAGUGAGAAAAGCGAUCACAUUAUGCGGAAUUGGGGACGAAGAAACGAAGCUAGACUUUCCUAAGUUUCGUUUUCUGGGAGACACACCCGGUGGCAGUGUGCUGUGCAGUGAUAUCUGCCUACUCGGAAAUGUCGAGGUACUUGGGGAGAAGCUGCAGUCGUGUACGUUUCGCCGGGUCACAAUCAACUGUCGGGGAAGGCAGGACGCCCGCAAUGUCGAUGCGCUGCAUCUAAAUGGGACAACGCGGGAAGAAUUCCGUCGCACGUUUAGGGUCGGCACUGUCCUGCUAGAAAAAUGCAAAAUUUUGGGCGGCUCUGAUGGUGUGCACGUGGACUGUCCGGGCUGCAAGUUUAAGGGCUGCGAGGUAGCGCAGGCCAGGUGUCGUGGUCUGUUCGUGUCAGAGGACUGCACCGUAGAAGACUGCACCAUACACCACUGCGGGUCCUACGGUGUCAAGACUCGAGCUAGUCUUACGCGUCUUGGGCGUAACCGAAUUCAGGCCGGACCCUGGGACAACCAGCCCUGGAAUGACAACCAAGAGGACGGUGGUAGCGAAUACGAAGACGACAACUUCGAUGAUGACAUGGGCUUCGACUUCGGGGGAGGGGCGCCGCGAGUCAAUCAGGACGGAGACUGCGCGCAGCAAUGAUGUGCGGAGUAGAUUCAAAAGCAUGAAGUUAAUAGAGGCAAAUCCUAUUGGUAAAGUCAUCGAUGGCUGUGUUUGUGCUGCUUUUUUCGAUCCUUCCCUCAGUAAAUCUCCAACUAACAGACGGAAGUCAAAGUGUCAGUAGUUCGUGAUCGAGCAAAAUAAAACAUUGCCACCGAACGUGUCAAGCCGAGGGAGUGCAUCUGACACUAAACACUGCUAUUGCAGGACUGGGUGCAGCGAUCUCGAUCUCCUCAAGAACAAAGAAUAACAAUGGAUGCUCAUGAUCUCAAAAGUUCCUAAUCCGCCUGAAAUGCGAAAUUUCUCGCAGUUCUGCCUCUGAGAGUCUCACAAUUCUGGGUUAGAAGGGACACGAAGCGCAU